AUGGGUGUUUGUCUGUUACAUUCUUUCUUUCUUUCUUUCUUUCUUUCUAUUAUGUAUGCUUUCUUAUUUUCAUUAAAACCAAAAAGCGGCCUCUAUCUUAGCUUAUAUAAAGAAAGAAAUCUUUUUCUUUCUUUCUUUCUUUCUUUUUUUCUUUCUUUCUUUCUUUCCUUCUAUUAUAAAGAAAUCUUUUUCUUUCUUUCUUUCUUUCUUUCUUUCUUUCUUUCUUUCUUUUUUCUUUCUUUCUUUCUUUCUUUCUUUCUUUCUUUCUUUCUUUCUUUCUUUCUUCCAAACAUUUUGUUUCUUUCUUUCUUUCUUUUUACUUCGACCGUUUCUAAUUUUUGUUCUUUCUUUUUUACCACACUAAUUUUGUUGUUUGUUUGUUUGUUUGUUUCUUUCUUUCUUUCCUUCUUUCUUACUUUUUUUUACUCCACCUGUUUUGCUUGUUUCUUUCUUUCCUUCUUCCUUACAUUUUGUUUCUUUAUUUAUUUAUUUUUACUUCAACUAUUUCUUUCUUUCGUUCUUUCUUUCGCCACUACACCUAUUUUCUUUUUUCUUUCUUUGUUUUUACUUCAUCCAUUUUUCUUUCAUUUUUGUCUUUCUUUAUUAGACCUAUUUUCUGUUUGUUUCUUUCUUUCUUUCUUUAUUCCAAACAUUUUGUUUGUUUCUUUCUUUUUACUUCGACCAAUCCUUACUUUCCUUCUUUCUUUUUUACUACAGCUAUUUUGUUAUUUGUUUCUUUUUACUUCAUCCAUAUCUUUUUCUUAUUCUUUCUUUCUUUCUGUGCUAAACCUAUUUCGUCUUUGUCAGUUUUUUUCUUUCUUUCUUUUAAUUAUUUCUUUCUUUUUUCACUUAUUUUGUUUUUACAUUUCUUUCUUUCAUUCUUUCUUUCUUUCAUUCUUUCUUUCUUUCCUUCUUUCUUUUUUUCUUUACUACACUAUUUUGUAUUUGUUUGUCUGCUUCGUUCUUUCUUUUCUUUCUUUCUCCCUCUCUCUCUUUUUUCUUUACUCCACCUUUUUUGUUUGUCUGUUUGUUUCCGUCUUUCUUUCUUUCUUUACGCCACAUAUUUUGUGUUUCUUUCCUUUUUUUACUUCAUCCGUUUCCUUCUUUCUUUACUUCAUGCAUUUAUUUUUUUUUUCAAUUUAUUUUAAUUUCAUUUCAUCCUUUCCUUCCUUUGUUCUUUGCUUUAUCGAUUUUUUUCCUUUCGUUCUUCUUCGCUUCUUCUUUUUAUUGCAUUUGUUCGCUUUUCUCCAUUUCUCUGUUCCUUUCUUUCAUUUUUCUUUCUUUACGUCAUUUAUUUUUUCUUUUUUCUUUAUACAUUACUUACUUUUUCUUUUCUUCUUUAAUCCUUGCUUGAACUGUUUUUCUUUCUCUUUUUGUCUCAUCACCCCCGUCUUUUCCCAGCCAACUUUCAUAAUUUAUCAUCCUUGCAUACCUCCCCUUUACAACCCGACCCAUAUUUUUCCUUUCCUCUUCUUCGUCCUUAUUCUUCAGUUUGCUCAAAUUUCUCUCCCUAAAUCUCACCAAGACAAGCGCUAUGCAUUACCAGUGUUCUCUAAAACCAACACCGACACCGCUGAAAGACAACUUUCGCCGCUGCCGUUGUCCACAAAUCUUGAUUGUCGUCGUAAUUCCCCACAUACCAGACCAUACAACGCUUCCUUUUGUCUUCUUUUCCCGCGCCUGACUAUAUCUUGCCUACUUUCCUCGAGCAAAUAUGAUGGAAUCUGUCUUCCUUUUCUCUCUCUCUCUCUCUCUCUCUCUCUCUCUCUCUCUCUCUCUCUCUCUCUCUUCUCUCUCUCUCUCUCUUUCUCUCUCUUCUCUCUCUCUCUUCCUUUCUCUCUCUCUCUCUCUCUCUUCCUUUCUCUCUCUCUCUCUCUCUCUCUCUUCUCUCUCUCUCUUCCUUUCUCCUCUCUCUCUCUCUCUCUCUCUCCCUCUCUCUCUCUCUCUCUCUCUCUCUCUCUCCUUUUCUCUCUCUCUCUCUCUCUCUCUCUCCUUCCUUUCUCCCUCUCUCUCUCUCUCUCUCUCUCUUACCCCCCCUCUUAA
Acanthosepion pharaonis is the source of this 2043-nucleotide messenger RNA. NCBI's taxonomy places the organism in Eukaryota, Metazoa, Mollusca, Cephalopoda, Sepiida, Sepiidae. The record is from the annotation of a GenBank genome assembly.